UACUAUAUAUAAUCAUCUCAAUUCUCAUCUCAUCCAAGAGCUAGCCAUACACAGAGAGUUGAAGUUUUUCUUCAUAUCAUUACAUUUCUUUAUCUGUAAUCACAUUUCAGAGUUUCACCAAAUAUGAAACCACAACAUAAACAUCUUCUACAACUUACACUACUUUUCAUUGUCUCUGUUUCUCUCUUCAUGUCAAAACUUUCAAGAGCUCAAACACUAACAGAACAAAAGGCUUCGAACCACUCAAUCUCUGCAGUGUUCGUGUUCGGAGACUCGACGGUCGACCCUGGAAACAACAACUACAUUGAGACGGUGUUUAAAAGUAACUUUCCGCCUUACGGGAAGGACUUUCCCAACCACAUUGCCACCGGAAGGUUUACUAAUGGCCGCCUAGUGACCGAUUGUAUUGCUUCGUAUGUAGGAAUAAAAGAGAAUGUGCCUCCGUAUUUGGAUUCAACGCUUACCAUGGAACAGCUCAUGACUGGUGUCAGUUUUGCCUCUGCUGCCUCUGGAUUGGAUCCCCUUACCCCUCAAAUAAGCGGUGUACUUUCAAUGACAAAGCAAAUGGAAUACUUUAGGGAGUACAAAGCUAGGCUUGAGAUUGGCAUUGGAAAGAAAAGAACCCAAAAUCUGAUCAAGAACGCCGCGUUCGUCAUUAGCGCCGGUACAAAUGAUUUCGUCAUCAAUUAUUUCGGUCCACCAGUUCGCCGCCAAAGCUACACCGUUUUGAGCUACCAGCAAUUCUUGAUUCAACAGCUCCUACACUUCAUUCAGGAUUUAGGGGACCAAGGGGCUCGGAAAAUCGCGAUCGUUGGCCUACCUCCAAUGGGUUGCUUGCCUGCCGUAAUCACACUUUAUUCAAAUGACUUGUUUCAUAGACGUGGUUGUAUCGAAUCAUUAUCCUCCAUCGCUAGAGAUUACAAUCGGAUGCUCCAAAAUGAAAUACUCAAAGUCAUGACUGUUGGUGGGCCCCUUAUCGUUUACGGCGACAUAUAUACACCGUUGAUCGACAUGAUCCAAGGGCGCAAAUAUGGUUUUGAGGAGGUGAACACAGGUUGUUGUGGGACAGGGUUCAUGGAAACAUCAUUUUUGUGCAAUCCCAAAUCAAUUGUAUGCCCUGAUGCCACUAAGUAUGUGUUUUGGGAUUCAAUUCAUCCAACUGAGAAGACUUACUCCAUCAUCUUCAAUUCCCUUCGUUCCACCAUUGAUUAUGUAAUAGGCAUAUAAUAAACCUCAACCAACAUUUAUAUCGCUUUUUGUCUCAUCUUUCAUUUUAUAUUUAUCUUACAUUAUCACACCAAUAUUUAGAAAAGUA
Messenger RNA from Camellia sinensis, 1315 nucleotides. The record is from RefSeq and is a predicted model, not a curated record. NCBI's taxonomy places the organism in Eukaryota, Viridiplantae, Streptophyta, Magnoliopsida, Ericales, Theaceae.